AUGAUUCCCAAUCCAGCAUCCUUGAUCAAGGGUAAGCAAGAGCUUCCCGAAGUCGACCAACUAGAAACCAUUUCGCUCGAAACGCUCAACCAGUAUCACUGCGACAAUCCCGAUCGCCGACUCGUUAGCUUGUUUGGGACAGUGUACGAUGUAACCUCGUCGGAAAAUUCCUACGGAUCUGACGGGGCGUAUAAGGAGUAUGCAGGGCACGAUGUGACGUUGGCGCUGUCGAUGCACAAGACACAAGAAGAGUACGUCGAGGAAGUCAAAAUUGAUAUUUCAGUGACAUCCGUAAGAGAGGCUCAUUUUCGUUUGAAAGAUUGUGCACAACUAACACUCUUGCAACAAUCCUCCGUUGCUUCACUAGAUGGCUGGAUCGCUUUGUGCAAAUGA
Messenger RNA from Phaeodactylum tricornutum CCAP 1055/1, 393 nucleotides. RefSeq lists its product with no specific name. NCBI's taxonomy places the organism in Eukaryota, Bacillariophyta, Bacillariophyceae, Surirellales, Neidiaceae. The coding region runs from base 1 to 393 and encodes 130 amino acids. Gene Ontology annotation, cellular component: membrane; endomembrane system. The transcript has a single exon. The record is from RefSeq and is a predicted model, not a curated record.